AUGUUCAGCGCGGAGCACCCGGACUGGGCCUGCAGGUGCUGCUCGCCAGGGGCCACGGGCCAGGGGCCGCUGGAGUCUCGCUGGUCCGUCUACGUGGCGGUCACGCCGCAGCUCGGGGACGCAGUCGGCUCGUCUCCGAGCCCAGGCGGGCGCGAAGCGGCGGUCACGCCGCAGCACGGGGACGCGGUCGCCCCCGCGCCAGCGACCUCGGACGGGCGCCUCCACAGGGGGAGGGAGUGCUCCUCGCAGGGGCCCAACUUCGGCCACGUGGCCACCCCGAAGGAGUGCGACCAGCUCGCCGCGAGCGAGGCGGAGUGUGGCAGCGCCUUCAUGUUCAGCGUGAGGCACCCAGAGUGGCAGUGCCGCUGCUGUGCACCAGCAGGCGCCGACGGCGGGCCGUCGAGCGAUGCCUGGGAUGUAUACCGGGUCUGUGUAUUAGCAGUCUGUUUUUCUUCUCCCAUCCCCACGCUGCCGCCUGUGUCCCAGCCAUUCGCCGGGCUGCCCAUCGUGUCGCCAGCCCCUCAGUGGCUGGCGCGGGAGGACGCACUGGUUGUCGACGCGCGUGCGAACGCAGCAGAGGGCCGCGCCAGCGGCGGCAUCUUGAUCGUGCAGGCCGUCCUGGCGGACGCUGGUUCUAUCUGGGGCCGCCAGUCUGCGAGGCCGCAGUGGCUGCGGGCCAUCCUGGCGACGAACCGGGCGCACGCGCGCAGGCACGGCCAUGCCAUGAUCUUACGGGCCCAGCCCACGCAGCCGCAGCUGACCCGGUGGCAGCUGCGGCAGUGCGGCAAGAAGAGCACGCUCGAGUGCGUGAAGGAUAACGAGCGAGAGAACUUCAACUGGGAGAAGCACCUGAUGGUGUCCGACUACCUCAUGAGCCCGCAGAACUUUUCACACAUCCUCAUGCUGGAUGCGGAUGCUGCGCUGGUGCAGCCCUCAAAAGACACGCUCAGCGGCAUCGCUGACAUCUUGCAGGACAAGGGGGUCGACCUCUUCAUGACCAACGAGGACUGGCUGCUGUACGGCGAGAACCGCAUCAACGGCGGCCUCAUGAUGGCCAAGAACACGCUCUUCACCCGACAGCUGUUUCAAGACACGUUCGACGCGCACAUCCAGGGCCCCAAGAAGCUGAAGAACUGGAGGAUAGGGGUGGACCUGAUGGAGUGCAGCAGCAACGAGCAGAUCUGCCUGAACGAGCUGUGGUCUGGGUCCGGCAGGGCGCACUUCGCCCACAAAGCGAUGAUGGCCAGCGGGAAGCGGUACAACCGCGGCGCCGAGAGGGGCAUCGACGGCCUUGACGUGGAGCUGAUGCACUGGAUGGGCGGCUCCAAGGGCACCGCGGGCAGGGCGCUGUGCCGCGGGCGCGGCGGCGACCUCACGGGCGAAGGGCCGAAUGGGUACGGCUGCCGAGGCUGCAACGACCUCGAUCCCGGAACCGUCUCUGCAGUGGUGGAGGCGCUCGAAGCAAGAGCUACCGGGGAAUCCAGGCGACUCAGGGUGGCAGGCGGGGCACCGACGGUAGGCCCAGGCCCAGGUUUCGCCUUUCUGCGGUGGGUCAUAUUCGACAAUUUCUGGGGCUGGUACUGCGAGAUCUGCCAGAAAAACGUGGGGGACAAGGUAUGGCACCAGGGUGGCAACCUGUGGACCAUGACCCUAGGUGCGUCCACCCCAGACAUCCCGCGCUUCCAGUACCUAGGCUGGACGCUCUUGGCCAACCUGGCGAUCGGGCACCUCCGCAACGACUGGGAUUAUGAUGACGGCGACCGGGACGGGGUUCCGACCUGCUACCCGCCGGCACGGGCAGCCCUGGAACGGCUCGCGCGGGCCGCCGCGCUGCUCGCCGUGGGCAGCGGCGCGGAGGGCCCCGGGCCGGAGGGCAGGUGGCGGCCAGUCUUCUGGGAGCCAGUGCCCUUCCACAGCCGCCCGGGCCACGGCGAGGCCGCGGGGCGCUUCGGCGGCGAGCCCCGGGGCGCCAGGCUUGAGGCGCACUGCGACGAGUGGGAGAGGUCGCUGGCCGAGCGCACGCAGCAGCUGCGGGAGCGUGCCGAGGCCUUCCGUGCGCAGUGGGACGAUCAGAUGAUCGCGUUCUUCCACUUCAUCGUUUUCCGCCUUGUGUCCAUCCAGGACGCGGCGGCGGCCGCCGCGCCCGAGACGCCGCGGCACCCCGGCGCCGCGCCGAGGGGCGCCCCGGGGGCGCGGCCGCAGGCCGCGGGCUGGAGCGAGGUGGAGGUCCUGGUGUGCGUGCCGGGCCCCCUCGACAGCGCUGCGUCGGGGUUCCCGGUGCACAAGAUCCUGUGGACCUCGUCGGGCCUGUCGCUCGUGAACGUCUGCGAGCGCGCGGCGGUCGUGGGGCAGCCGGAGCCGCUGGAGGCGCUGGGGAUGCUGGCGACCUUUCUGGAGCAGACGCGGGGCCAGGGCCAGGAGCCGGACGGCCGGCUCUACCUCGUCGUCCCGUGGGCGAACGCGGUCUUCAACGCGCUGCCGGCGGCGGCGGAGGCGGCCGAGGUCGUCGAUCGGUACGAGCGCGCGGCUGCCGAAGAGCUGGGCCCGGGGUGGGCUGCGCGCGGGGUGGCGCCGCCGGCGGUGGCGGCCCAGGAGGCGCUGCAGGGAGGCUUCGGCGCGCUGGCGGGGCCCGCCGAGGCGCUCGCAGAGGCUCGGGGAGGGAGGGAGGAGGAGGAUGCGUGCGUCCUCCAUGGCCGCCCCUUCGGGCAGAGGCUUCGUCCGCGCUGCCGCCUGCGGCCGCCUUGCUGCGGCGCUUCGCGGCAGAAAGCCCAGGAAGGGUGGUGCUGGACCACGGGCAGCUCCUGUUCGGGAGCUUGGCGCCAAGGGCCCCCCAGAGCGGUCCAGGCUGCCUCGCGCGGGACGGCGCUAAGCAGUGCACCACCGACAGCGCCCUCGACCAGGCCAUCGAGGCCUUCGACGCCGGCUGGGCCGUCAAGGGCUGCAGCGUGCGGCGCACGGCGGGCCCGGAGCAGCUGGAGGAACUUCCCGUCCUGUGGUGCGGGGACGGCCCGGCCAAGUGGGUGUAUUUGCUCGUGGUCGACGGCCUGUCAACGUCCUGCCCCACGGUGGCGAGGCUCGUGCUGCACUACCAGCCAACGGACUGGCUGGACCGGCUCUUCAACACCAACCAUGCGGUCGCGCCGGCAGGGACCAUCGCCGCCCGCCCGGACAGCGGCCGGUGA
This is a messenger RNA of Prorocentrum cordatum, 3182 nucleotides long. The record is from the annotation of a GenBank genome assembly. NCBI's taxonomy places the organism in Eukaryota, Dinophyceae, Prorocentrales, Prorocentraceae.